Molecule: messenger RNA, 1681 nt
Organism: Lucilia sericata (common green bottle fly)
Lineage: Eukaryota; Metazoa; Arthropoda; Insecta; Diptera; Calliphoridae
Product: venom carboxylesterase-6-like
Exons: 4
Source: RefSeq, a predicted model, not a curated record
UGUCCAUUAAACGUUUUAAUAGAUUUUGUUUAAGUCUACAAUUACAAAAAUGUGGUUAAACUUGUUAAUAUUCCUUACAAUUAAUGUGAUUCUAGUAAAGAGUAAUGAUGAUUUAAAAGUAUGCCUUGAAAAUUUGGGCUGUUUAGAGGGUACCGAAAUGCCUGGCUUUAGUGGUGAUAAUUUUGAGGCAUUCCUAGGAGUACCGUUUGCUAAGCCACCUAUAGAUGAUUUAAGAUUUCGUAAUCCUGAACCGGUAGAACCGUGGCAAGGUGUCUUAUCGGCUAAAGCAGCAAAAUCAGACUGUAAGCAGAGAAAUUACUUAAUUCCCCAUUGGCCUAUAGUGGGUGAUGAGGAUUGCUUGUAUAUGAAUAUAUAUCGACCUAAAGGUGUGGUGUCAGACAAACCGUUACCGGUUAUAUUUUACAUUUAUGGUGGAGGAUUUUUUAGCGGUUCUUCAAAUCCAGCCAUUAUGGGUCCUGAGUAUUUUAUGGAUACACGGGAAGUGUUGGUAGUAGUGAUUACUUAUCGUUUGGGACCUUUUGGCUUUCUAAGUACUGGCUGUAGUGAGAUGCCAGGAAAUUUUGGUCUAAAGGAUCAGUUAUUGGCUUUGAAGUGGGUCAAUGACCACAUAAAGCCGUUUGGAGGAGAUCCGAAUCAAGUUACUUUAUUUGGUCAUAGCGCGGGUGCCAGUGCAGUUCAUUUUCAUAUGAUAAAUCCGAAAGCAAAAGGCCUUUUCAAACAAUCGAUUCUAAGUAGUGGCAAUGCCCUAGCACCCUUUGUGGGUAUUCUAGAUAAACCCUUAGAACAAUUACAUACCAUAUCUCAAGCCCUUGGCAUUGAGUCAGUACAAACUCAAAAUUCCAAGGAGUUAGCGGAUAAACUACGAACUAUAGAAGCUGAUAAAAUUUUACUUGCGGGAGACUCUUUGAAAUUUUGGUUCAAUAAUAUACUUUUCAAUUUUCGGCCCGUAAUAGAGGAUGCCUCUGAUAGUAAUGCCUACUUAAUUGAACAUCCUUAUGACACCUUACGACAUGGUAACUAUGAAUUAAAACCGUGGCUUACAGGUCUGGUAUCGUAUAAGGGUGAAGGGGCCGCUAUAUCAUUAAAUAUUUACGAUAAUCAAACUUUAAGGGCAGAAUUAAAUAAAAAUUUCGAUGAGACGAUAAUGAAAAUGUUGGAUUUAAAAAACAACGAGCAGUUAAACAGAUUUAUAGAGGAAUAUAUGCAGGGAGUUCAUGAGUUAAAUGCGAAUACUGGCGAUGGUUUUUUGGAAUUGUUUAGUGAUUAUAAUUUCUAUUUCCCGGUAUAUAAGACACUUAAACAUUAUUUCGAUUAUGCUGAUAUUGAUAAGAAUCCGGUGUAUAUUUAUAAAUUUUCCUAUCAUGGCCCGUAUACUUAUGUGCCUAUAUACACCGCAGGUUCUACGAAUCGUUAUGAUGUUGUCCAUUUUGAUGAUUUACUUUAUCAGUUUCGUCAAUCGGCAUUAUUUCCGGAUUUCGAAAAGGAUUCCAUAGAUGCUAAAUUAUCCAAGGAGUUUGUGGGUAUUUUACUGGAAUUUGUGAAGACAGGCAAACCCUUGCAUUAUGACGAUGUUGGUUCGUGCUCUAAGGAACAGUUUUUAACAUCUGGUUUAAAAGGCAUGUGUAAAUAUUUGGAGUUUAUUAAUGAAGAUGGCGGUUAU